Molecule: messenger RNA, 1257 nt
Organism: Schizosaccharomyces cryophilus OY26
Lineage: Eukaryota; Fungi; Ascomycota; Schizosaccharomycetes; Schizosaccharomycetales; Schizosaccharomycetaceae
Product: DNA replication protein Dre4
Exons: 3
Coding region: 1-1257 (418 amino acids)
Cellular component (GO): nucleus
Molecular function (GO): RNA polymerase binding; transcription coregulator activity
Source: RefSeq, a predicted model, not a curated record
AUGGAGGGAUCAUUGCCCCCUGGAUGGACAGAACAUAGAGCACCAAAUGGAAUUCCUUAUUACUGGAAUGCUGAGCUAAAAAAAAGUACUUACAAACGUCCUGCCUGGCCUGAUGAACAAGGAAAAGCCUCUGGUUCUAUUCAUUUGAAACAAGAAGAUAUAAACACUUUAACGGAAACACCGGUAGCCGAAAAUAAUGAUGAAAAACGCAAGGUUGAUCGUGAACAUCGAAAACAAUCAUUUGAUAGACCAAAGUAUAAAAAAUUAAUACCAGGUUCUGAUAUAUGGGUGAUUGUUACGACGAAAAGAAAUCGAUUUUUCUUUCAUAAUACAGAGACUCAUGAAUCGACUUGGAUGCCCCCACAGGAACUCUUGAGUAUCAUUUCAACUUUAGGGUUACCAAAACGAAAAUUGAAGAAGGAAUUUCAAGCGAAUGCCACUGAAUUGACCGCUGGUGACGAAAAUAAUGAUGGUGAGGGUGGACUAAAUGAGCAUCCUGGAAGCCCUCAAUUGGCAAUGAGUCCUUCUGAAGAUGAAGACGAGGAAGCGGAUUCUGUUGAAGAAGAAGUUAUCGAAACUGAACCUGAAGAAGACGAUCAGAGCGAUAAUGACGAAAAUGAAAAUAUUGAGUUUGGCGAAGAAGAUUUACUGUUUCAACUUCAGGAACUAGAAGGAAAAAAUCAAGAAAAUACAUCUUUAUCAGAAAAAGAAGAGCCUGUAGUUGAUCACGAAACCGCCGUUCAAAUUUUCAGGGAACUUUUGAAGGAUAAGGAUGUGGACGUUUAUCGGACCUGGGAAUUUACUUAUCCAAAACUACUAGAUGAUGAACGUUUUCUAGUUUUGGGUUCCGGACAAGAACGUCGUCAAGUUUUUGAAGAUUAUUGUAAGUCUGCUAUUGCAUCGAAACCAGUUGGCGCGCCAAAAGUAUCAUCCUUAUCAAGUUUUUGGGGACUCUUGCAGAGUUUACCAAACACACUCUUAUGGCCUGAGUUCAAAAGAAAAUAUAGGAAGUCACCAAUAUUAAGUAUUCCUCGUUACUCGGAGAGAGAUUUAGAAAAGCUCUUUCGGGAAUUCCAGAUCCUAAGGAAUCGUUCCUUAGAAGACAGACUAUAUAAUUUCCAAAACCUUUGCAGGUCUAGAAAUGUUAACCCGAAAAGGCCUGAUACUUAUACCGACAAGAUUUUGAACGAUGUACGAUACGCGGUGAUUUUUCCUGAAGAAUUACAUUCUUGGUUAGUUUCUAAUGUUCCUUCUUAA